Messenger RNA from Aspergillus ibericus CBS 121593, 3705 nucleotides. RefSeq names its product ATP-dependent RNA helicase ECM16. The coding region runs from base 75 to 3665 and encodes 1196 amino acids. Lineage: Eukaryota; Fungi; Ascomycota; Eurotiomycetes; Eurotiales; Aspergillaceae. Gene Ontology annotation, biological process: maturation of SSU-rRNA from tricistronic rRNA transcript (SSU-rRNA, 5.8S rRNA, LSU-rRNA). The record is from RefSeq and is a predicted model, not a curated record. The transcript is spliced from 2 exons. Gene Ontology annotation, cellular component: intracellular anatomical structure; nucleolus. Gene Ontology annotation, molecular function: ATP binding; RNA binding.
UUGCGAUUUGGUGACUUUUUGGACCUGGUUCACUUUGUCUCCUGGUAGAGGCAAAGAAUCUAAGUCCGGCGACCAUGCCCAAGUUUGUCCCCCGUCAACGGAAGCAGAAGCACAGGCAAAAGGAGGCAACCAAUGCCCCGGUAGACACCAAUGUUGCCGAACUUGCGCCCGUCUCCAAGAGUGAGAAGGAUGCCAAACGGCAGCAGCUAAAAGAGGAAUUGCGAGCACAGCACGCUCAGAUUUCCUCGAAAAAGCAGAAGCGUUUGGAUAAGUAUAUUGAAAACAAGCUAAAGAAAGAAGAGAAUCUCGAACUUUUGAAGAAACUCGCUCAAUCCAAGGUCGACACUUCAGCCCUCCAGAGCUCAAGAGAACUAGGAAAGCGCAAGAGGCAAGAUGAGAGAGCGCCAGUAUCUGCAGUCGCGGACCAUGACUCCCGUCUGGAUUCAGAUCUAUCAGACGACGACUCGGAUGACUCGUUGCCUCCAUCGAAAGCAAUUUCCAGCGACUCUAAAUUGGAAGCUCCUGUGCAAAAGCCUGUGGAGGAUCCAGUGACUGGCAGCGGGCUGAAACGCCCCCUCGAACUGGGUCCGGAUGGGUUCCCGGUUCUCAAGAAGCGAAAGCAGGUCGCAAAGAAACCAGAAAUAACAAUUACGAUGCCAGAAGUGCCAUGGGAGGGCUUCGGUUCCGAAGAUGAAGGUCAAAGUGAAGAUGAUGAUGAGGCUUCGGAGAAGACAUCUGAGGACGGCUCAAGUGACGCUGAGAGCGGUAGUGACGAGGAUGAAGAGGAAGACGACGACGAAGACGACGACGGUAGCGAGGAGGAUGAAGAUGAAGACGAGGAAGAGGAUGAGGAGGAAGAGGAGAACCACAAAGUCGGCAAACCUCGACAAUCCGCUUUCAAAACUUGGGCUCGCCAGCAGAUCAAUGAUGCUGUUGGAUUCAAGCCUGCCACCGUCCCAGUCGUCUCGGAGCCGAUGCCAUUCAUCCCGGAACCCAAGAAGCCAGCAAGAAACACCGUCUAUGAGGAGGAGCCAUUGCCUCUGGAACUCCAGGUUACUAAAGGGGACCCCAACCGGAAAGCGUUUAGUGUCCAGGUUAACCGGUCAGAGGAAAUACAAAACGCACGCUUAGGACUGCCAGUGGUUGGUGAAGAGCAGAAGAUUAUGGAAGCAAUCCAUAAUAAUUCUUCAAUUGUGAUCUGGGGUGCCACCGGUUCCGGAAAGACGACGCAACUCCCUCAGUUCCUCUUCGAAGCAGGUUAUGGCAAUCCGAACAGCCCCAAUCCAGGCAUGGUUGGAGUGACACAACCGCGCCGAGUUGCUGCAGUCAGUAUGGCGAAACGUGUGGGCGACGAGCUGGGAGAAUUUUCCGAGCAAGUGUCCUAUCAAAUCCGAUUCGAGAGCACAGCAUCCAGCAAGACCGCGAUCAAGUUCAUGACCGAUGGUAUUCUAAUCCGCGAAAUUGCCGAAGACUUUUCCCUCAGCAAGUAUUCGGUUAUCAUAAUCGACGAAGCUCACGAGCGAAGUGUCAACACCGAUAUCCUCAUUGGAAUGGUCAGUCGUAUUGUUGACUUGCGAAAGGCCAUGCGUGAGGAAGACCCAUCUGUCAAGCCUCUGAAACUCGUGGUCAUGUCGGCCACCCUACGCAUCUCCGAUUUCACGCAGAAUCCCAAUCUCUUCCGCCAAGGACCGCCACCUUUGGUUCAGGCAGAAGGCCGUCAAUACCCUGUGACAGUGCACUUCUCCAGACGUACGCAUCGCGAUUAUGUCGAAGAGGCGUUCCGCAAGGUGUCGAGAGGUCACCGCAAGCUGCCUCCGGGCGCCAUGCUUGUGUUCCUGACCGGACAGAACGAGAUCCGACAGCUUUCCAAGCGUUUGAAGCAGGCCUUCAAACCGACCCAGCGCGGCGAAGCUACCCAAGCCAAGGUCCAGAUCUCUGCAAACGAUGCCCCACUUGAGGCGGAGGAUAUGGAGAUCGGCGGUGCAGAUCUGUCCAUUGCAGGCAACCAGGAGGAUGACGAAAGUGAUUUCGAAAUCGCUGGCCUGGAUGACGCUGAGGAAGACGAAGACGAGUUUGAUUUGGGCGAAGAGGCCAUGAGCUCAUCCACCCGAGUCCAUGUGCUGCCACUGUACUCUCAGCUCCCUACCAAGGAGCAGCUUCGGGUCUUUGAGCCCCCACCGGAAGGCUCACGGCUUAUCGUCUUGGCCACUAACGUGGCUGAGACCAGUCUUACCAUCCCCGGCAUCAAGUACGUAUUUGACUGCGGACGAGCCAAGGAGAAGCAGUACGAUCUAGCCACGGGUGUCCAGAAAUUCCAGAUUGAGUGGAUCAGCAAGGCCAGCGCCAACCAACGUGCUGGACGUGCUGGUAGAACUGGCCCUGGACAUUGCUAUCGCCUCUACUCGUCGGCGAUCUACGAGAACGAAUUCGCCGAAUACACCGACCCGGAGAUUCUGCGGACGCCCAUUGAGGGUGUCGUACUUCAGAUGAAGAGCAUGGGGCUUCACAACGUUAUCAAUUUCCCGUUCCCGACACCCCCUAGCCGCCAGGGUCUCGCGAAGGCCGAAAAGCUUCUCAAGAACCUGGGUGCACUCACCGCGGAAGGCAAGAUCACGUCAAUCGGUAACCGCCUGUCGACGUAUCCGCUGUCUCCACGGUUUGGCAAGAUGCUGUAUGUUGGACACCAGCAUGGCUGCAUGCCGUAUAUUAUCGCGCUCGUUUCGGCUCUUGCGGUGGGCGAUUUGUUUGUUCCUCAGAAUCAGAUUGAUCCUGUGCCCGCCAAGGAUGGCGAUGAGGGUAAAGGCGUCUACACGAACUCGGACCGACUUGAGGACACAGCCCGGGAGCAGCGCCACAAGGACUACGCGCGGGCCCAUCGCCUCUUCGGCAAGCACGAUGACACGUCAGACGCGUUGAAGUACCUGUCGGCGAUCUGCGCAUAUGGUUAUGCUUCUGACGGGGAUUCGUUCUGCGAGCAGAUGUUCCUGCGCGCGAAAGCCUUCAAGGAAGCCACACAGCUUCGUCGCCAGCUGACAGACAUCGUGCGAAGCAACAACCCGGGUCUGGUCCAAGCGUAUCAGGCACGCUUGCCCGAACCGUCCGAGAAGCAGGUCAAGGCGAUCAAGCAGAUUGUCACCGCCGGUUUCAUCGACAAUGUUGCCAUCCGCGCCGACCUUGCCCCGGUUCCCCCUGAGAUGCAUCGUACCCCCAAGCGAGCGAUCGACGUGCCGUACUUUACGCUCAUGCGAUCUCGCGAAGGACCAGGCAUGGAGCUUGACGACAAGGCUGUGUAUGUGCACCCGUCGUCUAUCAUUGCGCAGCUGUCGGCCAAGGAGAUGCCCCAAUAUAUUGUGUACUCCCAUCUCCAACAAUCGUCGCCUUCCGUCGUGUCGGCCGAUCAGACCCCCAAGAUCCGCAUGUAUCCGCUUGCGGCGCCCAGCGGACUGCAGCUAUCUGCUCUCGCGCACGGGACGCCUCUAAUUGAGUACGGCAAGCCGAUUGGCAAGACGGAAUUGAUCGAGGGCAUUCCCGAACGGCGAUCAUGCUGGGUCAUCCCGUCCUUGGUGGGCGAGGCUGGCGGAUCGCGGUGGCCGUUGCCAGCCAAGAAGGUGAUCCAACGAAAGGAUGCCAAGGAGGGCUGGGUGAUUGAAAAGUUUACCGCCUAAUGUAUAUAAUGGAUGCCAUAAAAGCGAUGAUAUAUACCAC